AUUACCUGCGUGUUGUGGACAUUCAUCUGUUCAAGGAGCCCCAUGAAAUAAACAAGCAGAAACACCACACAGACAAGUACUACAGCCCCAAGCUGAUAGUGCGUCGGGGACAGCCUUUCCAAAUCCAGAUUGACUUCAACCGACCCUACAAUCCAGAGACCGACCAAUUCUGGCUGGAGUAUUUGAUAGGUCGCUACCCACAGCAAAACAAAGGCACCUACAUCCCGAUCCUACUAAGUGAUGUGCUGAAACCUGGCGAAUGGGGAGCCAAGAUUACCCACAAGGAGAACAACUCCAUUCGCCUGUCCAUCAUGUCCUCUGCCACCUGCAUCGUUGGGAAGUUUCGCCUGUACGUUGCUGUCUGGACUCCCUUCGGCAUCCUCCGGACACCCAGAAACUCAGGAACUGACACUUACAUCCUGUUCAAUCCCUGGUGCCAGC
Messenger RNA from Pterocles gutturalis (yellow-throated sandgrouse), 441 nucleotides. Its product is annotated as coagulation factor XIII A chain-like. Lineage: Eukaryota; Metazoa; Chordata; Aves; Pterocliformes; Pteroclidae. The annotation marks the transcript as partial. Gene Ontology annotation, molecular function: protein-glutamine gamma-glutamyltransferase activity. Gene Ontology annotation, biological process: peptide cross-linking; blood coagulation, fibrin clot formation. The record is from RefSeq and is a predicted model, not a curated record. The transcript is spliced from 2 exons.